Messenger RNA from Paramuricea clavata, 6469 nucleotides. NCBI's taxonomy places the organism in Eukaryota, Metazoa, Cnidaria, Anthozoa, Malacalcyonacea, Plexauridae. The record is from the annotation of a GenBank genome assembly.
AAAAGACUGUUAACAAAAGUAAGUAAGCAUUAAAUUUGAAUGCGUUUCUAUCUUCUGUGUAAUAAAUUAUUCAUGACUUUAUGAAUUUUUGUGUGAUGAAUUAUUUAUUAUUUUAUGUUAAUAGUAAAACAUUGGGUUUUUAUUCGUAGAUGGCAGAUAGACGUACUCAGUGCCUAUUGGAAGUGACCAAGCGUGGAUUUACCCUGGACUUUGAUCCAAGCGGCGAAAGGAAUCGCUGCUUCUAUCAGUGUUUGGGUAACCAUUUAGGAGUUGCUGUUCCAGAUGUUAUUGAUGUUCUAGAGAAGUACAUGCUAAAAAAUCGAGUAGUUCCAGUAGAAAAAGAGGUAAAUUCUAAUAUUUAUACGUACAUUUAUACAUAAAACACAUGUGAUAUUAUAUAAUUGUUCAUCCUAUAAAUUUAAUAGUAUUCUUCUGUAAAGAAUACUAAUGAGACAGCAUCUUUUGUAGUCAUAUUUUAAGCUAUUCAAAACACUCACUGUCAUGUUUUUAAUUAACAAAUAUAAAACAUUUUCCGUGUUGAUAUACAGUUAUAUGACUUAUAUCAACACAAGUGGAAUUGGGAAAGCGAGAAAUUGUAUGGAAACACAACGCCCAAAGCCAAAGGGCGGAGUGUUUUCAUACAAUUCGAGUUUUCCCACAAGUGUUGAUAUACAUGUAACUAUAUAUCAAUAUGGAAAAAUUGUUUUAUAUUUUUUUACAAUGUAGCAAUUCAAAAACCUGAAGGAUAAGAAAAAUUUCCGUGUUUACGAGUGGCGGAAAAUUCCCUGUGUUGACAUUGAGUUAUAUCAACACGGCUCUUAGCCAAUCAGCGUUCAGAAUUUACAAAUGCUAUAUUAUACAGUAACAGAUAUAAAACACUUGGCUGCGCCGCGCAUUUUAUAUCUGAUAAAACACUCCUACUUGUGUUUUAGAUAUAUUUAUUAUUAAAGCAUAGUGCUUUAUAGAGAUUUCGAGCACUGAUAAGUGAUAAUCUCGCAUGUGAAAAUUAUUGCAUUUCAAUUAUCGCUUUUCAAAGACUGCCCUUUAAAGAAAAUACAUGGGUGCUUGAAAAUGCCAGAUUUAUUUAUCUCUAAUAUGAAUUAUGAAUUGAUUUUCAUGCAGGAUGACUCAUUCGCAACAGAGGACCUAUGGGAUUUUCUUUCCGAUGUUGAUUUUUCAGCCCUAGGAACGCGACCAUCAACCUGGGAAGAAUCAGUUUUAGGUCUGAGGGACGAGAUGGCCAAUGAUAUGGCCAAUGAUGUGGUCAUACGAUGUGCUGCCUCGCUUUUUUCACUCAAUAUACACAUUAUAGAUUGGAUUGGUGUAAGUACAGUACCGGUACUAUGAUUUUUGCAAAAAUUGUAGUAGAGACAAGUAGGAUUUGUUCAAAUUGCCAUGCAACUGGACCUCAUCAAACUAUUGUUAAUAAUUACAAGACAUAGAGAAUAGUAGAUCUAGAAUACUAGAAUAGUUCUUAUGAGUUACUGUUAAUUGUCCACUCCAUGCAUGCAUGCAUGCAGUAUGGAAACCCAUCAUAUUUAGUCACAAUGUUUUCCUAUUCCCUUUAGAGAGAGACAGUAACUGCCCCCUUCCAUGGUUAUCGCAAGCAGGAUAUAUACAUGGCUUACACUGGAUGCCACUAUAUGCUGCUGUCAGCUUGGAAUGGUAGGAUUUCCGAUGAGAAACUAUUUUCUGUUUCAGGUAAAUUUUCUAGCAUCUCUUUACAGUGCAUCACAACAAAACAUUCUGUGAGUAACUUACUGCAUGGAUUUUCCACAAGUGAUUGCAAGUAUGAAACAGCAUGGGACAAACACCUGUGCUGGGCAUCCUUGCCGUUUUAAUAUAUAAACAAAAGUGCAAAUUUGACACUAUAAUUGUUUGCUUCCUUUGAAAUAUGAUACCGGUAUUUGCAGGGAGCCCUGUAAAGAGUGGGAGGGGGGGGGGGCACUGCAACCCUAGAGAAAACUAUGUUUACGAUUUUUAGAAUGUCAUUAAUUAUUCUUUGAAUAUUUGGGACUUUUUUGGCAUGUAGGCCUUAUGGCCCCCUGGUGAAAAAAUCCUGCGUACGGCCGUGGGUUUAUACGUUUUUAAGGACAUGAAAUCGGAACCACAGGAUAAUUUUUUUGGCCCCAUGAGUUGUUCCAGUAAUUAAUGGUCCAAGGACAGCUGCCCAAAAUCGCAUCCCCAUCUGUCGGUCACUUCACAUAUCUGUUGGUCACUCCGCCAUGUAUAUGGACGUGCUAUAGAUUAAUGCUGAUCAAUAAUAAUGUCUUCUUUAUUUUAUGUAGUUGGAUAAUGUCAAAACUGAACAUUCCCAGAAUCCUUAUGCUCAAAGGGGGCCCCAAGAUGCAUGGAAUAGCUCAUCUUUUUUAAUUAUCUCAGAUGAGGAUGAAGAUAUGGAGUGUAACACAGCAACUAGGCCAGAUAUGGUAGUAAGUAUUGUUAUUUGCUGUUUUGACUCUGGUCCCAAUUCCAUUCUACACAUUCCAUAAUUCCAUUGUUUUAAAAACUUUUAAAUAAAUUGCAGCAUUGACUGAGUGAAUAGAAAAAAAUUGUACAUUUGUACAUUAUACCCAUUUUAUUAUUUCAAUACAGAAAUGGCCUGCCAUUUUAAUUAAGGAUCUGCUCAUUAACCCAUUGAGUUGCAUUGCACCCUGAUGUGCCCUACUUUAUUAUUUUACUCUGUCUAACGGCAGAUUAUUUUACUCUGUCUAAUGCUAGAUGAUUUUACUUGUCAAGGGGAGAGCGCUGGCACUCAAUGGGUUAACUAUGUCAAAGGGGGGCUGGUAAGAUUUAGAAUUUUUUAAAAAUUAAAAUUUUCUAACCCCCUUAAUGAUCCCCCAACACAUACACACAUACUUACUCACUCCCACUUCCUUUUUGACAUGCAGAAAUUCCAAAUCUUAAAUUUUGUGCAAACCCCACAAGCCAGGGAAUAUUGUAAGGAAACUUUUAUAUUACUGCACAGAGCAAUAGAGCAUGACAUAUAGGAUUCACACUGAAAUUGUGAAAUGUGUGAAAAUCUGUAGGGGGUUCUGGCACAAUUUUUCCUGCAAAUUUUAAACGCUACAUUAUCUUAAUAAAUGCCAUUUCCUUGAACUUUACUUGGGGGGGGGGGGAAAUGUUACAGAUUUUAAAAAUAUUUCAAGUAUGAUAUCAUGAUUGUAGGUUAUAUCGUCUGGGGACAGUAGCGAAGAAAGUGAUUCACACAAAAUCCAGAGAAAGCGUAAAAAAGAGAAGAAACAAACACAAGUAAGUUAAUUAAUUUAAUUAAAUACAUCUCAAGAUUGCCUUCUUAGAAAAUACAACAGGUUUAUCUUAUGCUCAAGCUUUACAUUAUACAGGGUUCGUAUGCCCCCUGGAAAACCCUGGAUCUUUAUUUUAGUCCUGAAAAACCCUUGAAAACCCUGAAAUUUCAAAUUUAUCCCUGGAAAACCCUGGAAAACUGAGAAACUGAGCUGGGUGUAGGAUUAUACCUUAAAAAGAAAGAUUGAACAAAAGGUUCUUGCAUUAUAUAUAGUCAAACUAUGAAUAUAUUUCGUUCAAACUGGUACAAACCCUAAUAUAUCUGUGCAAGAUGAAGUACUAGCCGUCGCGAACGUUUCUUAUCUGUUAAACACUUAUAGAUUUAUAUUUCAAAUGUCCCUGGAAAACCCCUGGAAAAAGGAUGAAAAAGUCCUGGAAAACCCUGGAUUUUUUAAAUUACAGUAUGAAGGUGUACAAACCCUGAUUAUAGUAUGUGGUCACUCACUCUACUAAUACACCUUGCCUCACUCGAACUUGUAGGUAGACUCUUCCACUGAUGAUGUAUGUGAUACCCUCAGUUAUAUGAGCUCUUGCAACAACACUCCAGCCAAAAAGCAGAGGAGAACCAAAAAACGAAAUCAAGUAGGUUGAACAAAUCCAUAGAAGUGUGAAGCAUUGAAACUGGUUUGUUGCUACAGUUAUUACCUGAACUUGUUCAGCUAACUGAGGAUUACAUUACAACCCAAAAUUUCACAAUUAGCCUAGUUUGUGCACCAUUCAAUCUUGUACUCAGAGUAUGUGUGUUCUUGGGAAGGUUGGGAUGACUUUUGGAAGAUCGAAUGAAAAUUUUCUCAAUGGUGGAAAAGGAAAGUGUGGAAGUUGCUGAGAUUAAUAUACUAGAUUAUUCAAUUUUGAAUUUUCCCUGAGUUACGUCAAGGGCAACCUGCGAACAGGCAUACUAUAGGUAGGAGAUUGUGCAACACCUCUCACCCACCAUUGUAGUAUAUGCAAGUGAUGGUGUCGCCAAAAGAAAACAAAAUGAAAUCCAUGUCCAUGAGUUGGCCUCAUAAGUAUCUUUGUGUGUUAUUUAGCGUAGCUCUUAUUUUAGUGUGUAACUUGCGAUAUAAAAUUGUUAUGGUGUGCUGGUAGGGCUUUUUACUAUCUUGAAUGUUUCACAAGAAUUUCGGAUCGCUCCCAAGGGGGACGAAUACCCUGAGGUAUAAACAUAGGAAAAUGCAACACGCUAAGGCGAAGGUGACCAAGUUCAAAUUUGGCAAAUGUGUUACUGACUACUGUUAAUAUAACAACAAUGAAACUAAACAUAUUUCUUCUACAAACACAAUAGUAAAUUUAUAGCUUAGCCUAGCUGAAGUUGUGGUAUAGUACUAAAUACCAUAAACACAAUCUAUAUAUGAAUUACCUAACCAAUUCAAUUAUUUUCAAUCAAUAUCAAUGAAUAAUUUUGUGAUUACUGCAUCGAUCGGACAAUUGGAGGGGGGGGGGCGAAUUCCUGGGACACUGUCACAAAGAUUUUUCCGGAAACUGAAUUUUGUCGCUCAGUAUUUUGGAUGUAAUUAGGUUAUUUCGGUAGAUAAAACAAAUAAGAUUGACAAUUAACUUAGAGGCUAAGUGUGCUUAUGGCUGCACCCUUCCAGCUGUGUUUUAAAUGCAAUUUGUUACAAAUUCCAAUGCCUUUUAUUAAAGAUGGAUACCACUGUCAAUGAACUUUCACAAGUAAUGAGUGGUCUUAGCUCUGCUGAAAGUAGUCCUGCAAAAGCUACGAAAUCCUUAAGUGGAAGCUUUGUUGAUGUUGAACCAAAGAGGCUGUUUACUGUCAAAGACGACGAGUAAGUUACAUCUUACAAAAUUUCCCAUGCCAACAAAUUAUCAUUUAUUGAAAAACACAUAGUACCUUGCCAAAAAGCGAAUCACGAUUUCCCAAAGACGCGGGCCCGAUUUGGAAAUUUUAAUUGCAUUUUAUUUUUUCUGUAGGAGGAACGAUAAAUUCAUAUACCAAGAAGGAAAGCGCUCAUACCUAAACCAAGAUGCCGUGAAUAAAUUAGAGUCUAUAUCUGUUGAUAAGGUCCCCCCAGCACCAAACGGCCCAGUCAAAUACCGGGUGAAAUACGUUGAAAGUGAUCCUCUACGCGCCGUCUCGGAUAACUGGAACUGGGGGCGUGCUCAGCCGUGCCCAAGAAAGGACUUCUGUAAUGCAGGUAGAAGGACUCUCCAAAUAUGCAAAGGUUCCUUCGAAUGUGUGAAUCCUGGCUGCACUUAUAAGAAAAUACAGAAUACAACAAACAAGGUAGAUUUCUCAAAGUCAAAAAAGUGUACCCACUGCAAAGAAAUAGCCCUACACAUAGAAUGUUCUGCCAGGAAAUAUGUAGAAAAUGACCGUUGUCAUAAAAAAAUUAUGGUAAUAUACGUCGAAACUCACGAUUGCACUCCACGUGCCGAUGACAGUAAGCCCAGCAAAGAAAGCGUUAAAGAGUAUCUUAAAACGCGACCAACAAGCUGCGCCAAGCAAAUACAAGUUGAUAAAGUGAGGGAGGCAUUGUUGAGUGGGAAAAACUGCGAGGAGGUCAAUGACGUCGCAUCGCAGUAUAGCAACCAAAGGCAUAUCCAAUACCUAAAGACCACCAUUGACAAAGAGAAGAGACCAGGCGGCUCCGACGUUGAAGCGAUACGUAAUUUAAAAGAAGACUUUUCUAAGAGAGGCCUGGAUGAAAACUUAAUCAUGGAAGUUGGUGAUGAUUUUGUUAUUUUGUCAUCUGCUACAAAAAUACGACUCGCAGCUUUAAUAACAUUCGGGAUAGUUACAGAGCCGCUUAGCCUGGAUGGUUGUGAAAGUUUGGCGAAAGACUUUACAGAGGUGGAAAUGACCACAUACUACCCUCUGUUACGGCGUAAUGUUAAACUGGUGAACUUGUUCAGCCCAAAACCUGGCGAAAACUCGACCAAUGUCGCCAAAAUGGUAAAAACAUUUGAUGACGCAGUCAAUAAAAUGUUCCCUACAGUUGCAGAGGAGUAUGGACUUGACCCCUUAGAUUAUAUUGGCAGGGGAUUGGACCCUGAAUCGUAUGUCGGAGAUGAGGGCGGUGGACUUUGGAAAGGGUUGUGUCAGGUGAAAGGCAGAGCCGUAAAAAAUAAAACAAUAUCAGACCUAUUCCACUUUAAACAAGAUGUUCGAAGUUUGAAAAGUUCGAAGUUUGUUCAAGUUUGA